GAUUCUGAAGGUCAGGGCUGUCCGUUCUGUAGAGCAGAAAUCAAAGGCACCGAACAGGUAGUGGUCGACCCCUUUGACCCGAUGGGUCGGCACACCAUACGCGCCAUCGAUGAGGUCAACAAUACCAGCAAUUUAUUAGAUUUAGACGAAGACGACAAUUGCUUUGAGGACGGCAUGAAAUGAUUGAUUGAUUGGUUUUUAUUAAUUUAUAAUUAAUAUUAUUAUUAAUAAUUUUUCUUAUCGACGG
This is a messenger RNA of Oppiella nova, 247 nucleotides long. Lineage: Eukaryota; Metazoa; Arthropoda; Arachnida; Sarcoptiformes; Oppiidae. The record is from the annotation of a GenBank genome assembly.